Molecule: messenger RNA, 1984 nt
Organism: Anoplophora glabripennis (Asian longhorned beetle)
Lineage: Eukaryota; Metazoa; Arthropoda; Insecta; Coleoptera; Cerambycidae
Product: transmembrane protein 179
Exons: 4
Coding region: 85-789 (234 amino acids)
Source: RefSeq, a predicted model, not a curated record
UUAUCAAUUUGUUAUUGCUGGAAACGUCAUUUUUAAAGAAUGUCAAGUCAGUGAAUAUAUUUUUGAAUACAUAAAUUAAAAAUAAUGGCUCUAAGUAAUAUAUUAUUACUUAGCCAGAUAGCUGGCUAUGUCAUAGCCUUUAUUUUAUCACUAUGCAUCGUUGUUCCUAUGAGUUUACAUCAAGAUGAUUUUAAGGGGCACUGCUUAUUAUUCUCCACGGGAGAAUGGCUAGAAGCAGAUGGACAACUAAAGGUUAACUGGGCAUCGCAGUGCUACUGUAAUUAUACAAUAUUUGUAGGGGUUGCGUUAUGCCUCGUGUCUAUAAUUCAGAUCUACAGAUUAUCCGUUUUCUUGUACAAAGGAACAGAUAGCAGCUUCCUGUCUGCUUUCAUAGAUGUAUUGUCUGGGAUAUUAUUAUGUGGAAUGAUCAUUCUAGCAGCACUGAUGAUAACGCUUGGUUUCAUGGCAUGGUGCCAGAAUAUGACUGAAAGAUUUCCCUCGUGUGAGCUUGCCGCUGGCCAAGACAUUGAUCGAGCUGAUGAAAUAAACACUAAGCAUUUCUACAUCCAAUUGGGAACAGCGCAGUUUGGUGUUUGGGGUUCUUUCACGACUUGGGUAGGAUUAUCGGUCUGCGCUCUCUUAAAACUUUGCAGGUACCACCAACUGGAGAAUAUCAGGGUGUCGAUGUACAGGGAACGACAGAGAUUGAUAAACGAGAAUGCGGAUUCACCUGGUAGCAGCCUGGGACGCGAAUCCAGUAACACCCAAUCAACUGCUACUGCAGAGUGAUUAGUUCACAGUGUGUUUAGAUAUCCUUACAUACUUAUAUGCGCUAUUAUCCACAUUUCGCUCAUAAUUCAUCAAACUAUAUAUCAUAUUAUAGGUAUAAAUUGAGAAAGCGUAAUUUGCUUCUUGUAUAGUACCGGAUUAGAGAUUAGAACGUAUUUAUUAUGUUGCAUUAGGGAAUAUGUAUUUUUCUGCAACCGUUUUAAAAGGGUACACAAUUAUAAUCAAGGAAUUCCGGGCUUUUUGCUUGUGAAUGGGGCAAAACUCGCAAAGUAUUUCCAGUAAAACACCUAUUUCAGUUAUUUGUUCAUAUGGUCUGUUUGUACAGAGUGUAGCUACAAGAAGUACAAAUGGUAGUUUGAUAAAUGAUAAAUACAUCUUACGGCGGUCUCUCACGGUUCGAUAUUAGUUGACCGAUUUUUGUUGAGCAACUAAAAGAAUAAACUUUUUGUUCACACGUGAAAAGAACAUUGAACUGUUAGUUAGAAAUAAAACGAAGUCGAUUGCAGCUCUUCAUGGGCGUAUAAGGGUAAUUUCUGGUUUAUCGGUUGAAGAACAGACAAAAAUUGUUGAGGUGGGAAAAACAGUUUGAAAAAUGCCAUUGUUCGGUCAGGAAUUGGAUAUUAAGGAGAGAUCAAUGUAUAAGUUUAAAAAUAACAAUUUUUUAUUUUGGUCAUUUGUCACCUUAUAAAUAACGAGUAAACUGCAAUAAGCACCAGGGUGAUUCUAGUUGACUGACGAAUGUUCACAAGCUUCAAAAAUUUUUCAAUUCGUAUUAAAAGCAAUGCUUUAGUCGAACGAUAAAAUUUGAUUGGGUCAAACUUCAGUAGAAUCACCAACAAAAGUAGAAAUACGUGUUUUCAGAGCUAUUUUCAUUCAAAUUCAUUUGAUCAGCUAAAAUCGAAUCAUGAAAACUUGCCUCAUGUCCAGAGUUGCUUUGCAAGUUAUUAAAAAACAUAAAUAUGUAAACAUCUCCCCUGACGUUUGAUGUAGAUUGAUGAAACUUAGGGGGGUGACAUAAGUUCAUUUAAUUCGGAAUGGUAUUUAAAAGAAAAAAGGUCUCUUUGACAGAGGAAUUUUUUUACUACAAAUACAUGAUCGUUAAAAGUUUGGUAAAUUCAGUAUAUAAAAAUUUGCUUUUUACUACCCAUUAGAAAAUUUAAAAUUAAAUUACAUUUUAUUUGAAAUUGUAACAAAA